UAAAUACAACGUGUAAAAAUACAUACGUGCAACCUCUUAUAAAUUGUUGGUAGUAGUUGAGCUUGAAGAACGUACAGGCAAAAUCACUGUCAUUCCUCAUUAAUACUACAUCCUUCUUUCGCAGCUGACGUCAGACUUUACAUGUUGUCUUUCUGCUUGUGAAAAAAGUGACGUCUUGCUUGCGGAGUUUGUAGUGUACAGUACUUAAUAAAUGUGCCUCGAAUGUCUUUACUGUGAUUUCCUUUAGAACGUGUUUCACGUAUAUCUAUUAUAUUAGGGAUGUUUUGGCACAAUAAUUACGUACCGUCAGUCCAAAUCGACUCACUACUCAAUGAAGAAGAUGUAACAUUGAGUAAAAUAAUGGAUGCUGAAGACAUUUUACAGGAGUGUAAAAGUCAAAACAAAAAGUUAAUUGAUUUUUUAACAAGACCAGAUAUUUUGGAAGAGUUAGUGAAUUUAAUCACGGAAGAACCAUCCAAAGAUUUAGAUGAACUAUAUCGUUAUAAGUACUCAAAUAUUGCUUGUGAAUUACUUACAUGUGAUGUACCAAUACUCACUGAAAAGCUAGCUGCUAAUGAAAUGUUGUUAUCCAAACUGUAUUCUUUUAUUGAUAAAAAAGAGCCAUUGAAUCCAUUAUUGGCAUCAUUUUUUAAUAAAACUCUUCAUGCCCUAUUAAGACGAGCCUCUGAUCAGAACUGGUUUUCGCAUCAGUUUGUAUGCUUGCAAGUAAUAGAAUCACUUAAAAGUCGCAAGAAUUGCAUUGAUUUAUUACUGCAACAUAUUGAAACAUCAGCAAUAAUGGAUCUUAUAUUAAUAUUACUGACUAAAAUCGAAGGAGAUGAAAUGCGUCAAAACAUACAAACUUGGUUAGAUGAUCAACAGUUGGUUCAAAGAGUAGUACAAUUAUUAUCACCAUCUCUAGAUUCUGAGAAGCACACUAAUGCCUCACAAUUACUUUGUGAUAUUAUUAAAUCACCACGCAUGGAGCCCGAUAAACGGCCUGACCCUAUUUUACAGACUUUGCAAUCGGAAGAAACAAUUAAAUUGAUAUUAGAUACAAUACUAACAGGCGAAAAAGUGGAAAGUAGCAUUGUUGGUGGUAUAAGAGUAUUAAUAAACCUAUUAGGCCAAAAAGAAAAUAAAACAACAGAAAGCAGCGAAAUUUGCGGAGCUCCAUUUAGUAAUGUAGUAGAAAAUGAGCUGCGUGAUAAAUUUGCAUUGAUAAUUAUACCUUACUUAGAUAAGCUUAAUCAAUUAUUGAUUAACCCACCAGAAAAACCAUCAGUUAAAACCACUGCUGGAUUUUUAGAAAAACCAUUUGGUCGCACACGUUUAUAUAUGUUAAAGCUAUUAGUGAGCCUUAUUUCGACAAAUAAUAUUAGUGUUUUUGAAAAGUUUGCUGAGCUUAAUACUUUUAACAUUUUAUUGGACUUAUUCUUCCAGUUUGCAUGGAAUAAUUUCUUGCAUACGCAAGUACAACAAUGUUUAUCAUUAGCCAUAAACUGUGAUUGUCCAGAAAAAAGUAAAAUUGUCUUUUCUCAUAUAUUUGUUGGCAGUAAAUUAAUUGAAAGGAUUUUAGAAGCUUGGGAAUAUAAUGAUAAUAAUUCACUUAAUCAACAGAAUAGUAUAAGACAAGGAUACAUGGGUCACGUAAUUAUAAUCGCAAAUGAAAUUGUUACACGUUGUACAGAAAUUAAUGAAUUAUCAGAUUUUUUGAAAACAAAUUUACCUGAAGAAACAUCAGAAAAAUGGAAAAGCUUCAUAUCAACUAAAUUAGAUGAAAUCAAUAGAAAACAACAGCUUAUUUUGGGAGAGCCUCCUGAAGGUUACACAAUGUCUUCUAGUGGCAAUUCUAAUGAAUAUGCUUCAUUCUCACAAGAUGCUUAUGGGCAAGAAUUAUUUAGCAACUAUCAGGAACAGUCAUCAGGACCAUCAAUCUAUGCAGACGAAGAAUACAAAUUUAGAAUGAAAAAGUUUAAUGAUGGCGAUGAUACUUUUCACAAUUCUGUUGAUAAUUUAAGUCAAACGUUUGAUUCAAUGGAUGACGACUAUGAAAAAAGACAAGAAAUCUUUAAUAAAUUAUGUGAUGAAAAGAAAUUCGAUUAUGCUAAAGGAGACGAGUCAUGGGAACAUAGUGACGAUUUUCCUAUGCAAAAAUCUGACUGGUUGAGUAAAAAGAAGCAUAAUAGUUCUAGUUCUUCAGAUGAAGACGACGAAGAUGAUAUUGGAGAUCAAAUAGAGGCAGAUGUAACAGAUCCUUGGAAUUCUAUGCAUCCUUUGUCUAAUUUUGCUGCUCAAGGUGCAACAACAAUUAAUUUAUGGAACACAGAAGCGCCAAAACCUGUAGAACAAACAGGUUGGGCUAAUUUUGAAAGUGCAUUUAGCACAGAUAAUCCAUUUCAAGAAGAACCUCGCAGCGAUGCAAAAGCUGAACUGCCGAAAGUGCCAAUCAAUAAUGAAAAUACAUCAUUGCCAGAAAGUGAACCUGGCGGUGAUAUCAGUAAUAGCGAAAAUGUACAGUUUAAUAGUGAAAAAGAAAAUGUCAAUAUGAUCAAUGAUUCUGAAUCAAAGACUGAAGAAAUAAACGUAUCUAGUAUAUCUCAUUCGGAAUGUAUAGAAAGCUCUGUAAAUAUACCUGACAGUAAUGCAAAUUUAACUGUUAUAGAGAAAAAAUCAUCUGAAUCCAAAGAUAUUAGUAAGAAUUUAGAGGAUAUCUCCUCAAAUAUAUCAGAAGCUUCUUCAGAGAACUUAACAAAUGUUCAAACUGUUACCAGUGCCACAGAUAAUACAAAUGUAUCUCCAAUAGCGACGUCUAUUCCUGAGCCGUCAAAAUAAAAUGUAAAACAUCAAGUGUCAAAUAGCAAUAGAGAUACAUCAUAUCAGAAUGACCUUACUAUUUUCCAAGAAUACUUUACAUUUGUACAUUCAUUACAUUGGCCUUACACCUCUAAAGUGAGAGGAUUAUUGAUAUUUUUAAACUUGAUACAAUUACAUUGAGUUGGCGUGUACUCAAUGGAAACUGAUGUAUUUCAUGACUCACUUUUACCUUUUGGCAAUGUUCUCUAGUACAAAUUUUUUUUUCAAUGAAUAAUUGUUAAAAGUUCUUAAAUUUUAACUUUAUCGUAAUAUUACUCUAUGCGGAUACUCUUUGUAAACAAAAAGAUGUCUGAACCGGUUUUUAUAACAUUAUUUGUUUUCCAUGAAAGUAAAUAUUUUUAUUUUUAAUAGAAAGCUUGAAAUUUUAAUUUGAAUUUUAUUGAAAUCGAUUAAGCAGAAGUUUAUACAUUAAAACUUUCAAUAAGCAGUUUAUUUAAAUAUUGUGAAUUUUGUAUUUUGAAAUGUGAACUUGGUUGAAAGACGCGUCAUACCUAAAUAAUUGAUUAAAUACAUACUUUUAGUUCAAGAGCAAUUGUUAAAAUGUUGUCAUCAGUAAGAAAACGUAUGUUUAUAAAACUCUAGUAUUUUCACCCUUCAAACAUUAUAAAAUUUUUUUACUACAUACCAUAUGAGAAAAUCUAUUUUGUUAUGCUUAAUAAUAGCAAAACAUUAGUAUUUACAAUGCGUGAAUAUUAUCAGAAAAAUAAACAGUGGAACGCUCUGAAAAAUUUGUAAAAGAUGUUUAAGGAAACGAUGUCUUUUUGUAGAAAAAAAGAUGUAUGUAUUAUAUUAUUUAACAUGUUUUAUGCGUGUUAAUAAAAAUAGUUAAAGUACAAGAA
This is a messenger RNA of Phymastichus coffea, 3716 nucleotides long. It is a transcript of the gene fmt, whose product is annotated as serine/threonine-protein phosphatase 6 regulatory subunit 3. Gene Ontology annotation, cellular component: cytosol; nucleus. Lineage: Eukaryota; Metazoa; Arthropoda; Insecta; Hymenoptera; Eulophidae. Bases 280 to 2835 code for a protein of 851 amino acids. The transcript is spliced from 17 exons. The record is from RefSeq and is a predicted model, not a curated record. Gene Ontology annotation, molecular function: protein phosphatase binding; protein phosphatase regulator activity.